Molecule: messenger RNA, 3866 nt
Organism: Carcharodon carcharias (great white shark)
Lineage: Eukaryota; Metazoa; Chordata; Chondrichthyes; Lamniformes; Lamnidae
Gene: fbxw10
Product: F-box and WD repeat domain containing 10
Exons: 16
Coding region: 1-3702 (1233 amino acids)
Molecular function (GO): protein binding
Source: RefSeq, a predicted model, not a curated record
AUGCAUGAGCUGGAGCCGGCGGGUGAAGCCGCCGAGUUUAAUAUUUAUUCUUCGGCCAAGCAGAUGUGCCUGACCGCUGGGUGCUCCGUCCCUCGGUGCGGCUCCUGUUACACCUGUACCCUGCAGCUCAGGCUGGCUUCCGCCAGGCAGUGGUUCCUCCGAGCCGGGCAUCUGGCCAGGCAGCAGUGUCUCAUCGGGCUGGUCCGCAGGGUCAACAGCCUGGACCUCCUGCUGCAGCUGGACAGGCUCUUGCAGCCCACCCUCGGCAAAGACUUCACCCACUCGCGCUCGUCCGCAAACCCCAGCCUGCCCGAGGAUCUCAGCACCCUGAGCUCCAACCACACCUUAGACACCCCGGCCCUGCACCGUUACAUCGCAGGGACCUGGGACUGGUUCGUAGGCAGCGGGCACUGGAUUAAGACCAACUACCUGCUGGGCCUGUUUCAGAUGUGCGAGGUCCACCUGCUCCAUAAUAUUGGUAAUCUGAUCCGGGUGCUCAUAGUCGACCAGAAAGUCCUGGACUCCCAUAAAGGGAAAGGCAGGGAUGAAGAUAUCAUUUCACUGCAGGGAUCAAAUUAUACCUUUCGGACGGAUGAACAUCUUGAACUCAUGCCGCUGUCUCAGAUCUGGCCUGAAUAUGCAAUUGUCUCACCUGAUAUGCUUCCAAUGAGCCUGCGCUAUCAUUCAGAAGAUGAUGUUGUUGCAGCUCCAGGAAGUAAUAUUCAGCCAAAGGUUGAAAAGAUGAGGAAGAAGCAAUCGCUGUCAUUGACGGAUUUCUCCCCUGAAGGUGAACUUCCAUCUUUGAAAAUUAUAACUUCAUCUUUCGAGGCUACCUCAGGGGUUAGUCAUCAUAAGGACUUCCUUCGCCGUCUUCCUAUUCAUCUGGCAAAAUGUAUACUUGGUUUCCUAGAUCAAAAAUCUCUCAAAAGAUGUAUGUGUGUGUCACGACACUGGGCCUAUUUGGUAAAGGAGAUUAUCAGGGAUAAACUGACCCUUCAGUGCAUUUUUGAUGAAGUCAUCAAGUUACAGAAAAUAGGUGACAGAACAAAGGUGCAAACCAUGGAACACAUAAAGAAGGACAUGAAACAAAAAGGCCGCAAAGGGAAACAUAAAGGGAAAGGAGGAGAGAAAAUCAUAAAGCAGAAAAGAAAAGAAACAACCUUAGAAGCCUGCGUCAGGCAACUAGAAAAUAGAAAAAUACACUUAACUAACAAAGCAUCCAAGAAGAUUGACACAGAAAUAGUGCAGGAAAGAGCACCACAAAAUGUUAACAUUGCAUAUGCAAAAAUCUGUCAGAUUCCAGUACCAAGAGUAGAUGAGAAGGGAUUCACCAUACCAACACAAAGUUUUGGAAAAAAGAUUGGAUUAGGAGCAUCAUAUUCUGAUACCCAAACAGACAUGGUACAGAUGGAGGAAAGAAAUGUUUACUGUGGUCCUUACAAUAUAAAAGUCAUCAAACAACAUACUGACGCUAGCAGGGUAAUCCACUAUGAUGGGGGACAAAUGAUAGCUGUGGGUUCAUCAGACGGAAGAAUAAGAUUUUUGGAUCCCAAUCAUUCCAAAGACAUUUCCCUUAUAAUGCAUGGGCAUACUGGACGCAUCAGGUCACUGUUUCUCAGUGAGGAAAAAGGCUUUUUACUGAGUGGAAGUUAUGACCUCAACAUCAGACGGUGGGAUCUGAAGACUGCAUCAUGCAUGAACAUCUACCAUGGUCACACGGGAAUCAUUACCUGUCUUGACCUGCACAAGAACAUGUUUGCGUCAGCAGGAAUGGACAAUAAGGCCAAAGGAAGCCAUGUGCUCAUACACCUGAGUUAUGGUCUGGAUUUACUGCUCCAUGCAUAUCUGCACAAUGCCUCUGGCAACUCUGCCAGAUAUUCCCCUGUUCGACACCAACUCCAGCAGAUUCAAUAUGGUCGACACCAGAGGCCUGUCAUCAGCUUGGGGCUCAGCAUAGGCCUGGCCUUCAACGGUCCUCUGACUAUCAGGAUCCUUGUGUGGGACGUUUACAAAGGAAAAUGCCUUUGCAGCUUCAGGCAUGAAAGACCGGUUCUGUCUGUGGCUAUCAAUGAGAUGUAUGUGGUGAGCGGAUGUGAGAAGGGAUUGGUCCAUGUCUGGUGCAUCAAACCUCCUUCAUUAGUCAAGGUUCUGACUGGUCAUACAGACUCAGUUACAUGUGUGUCUUGUGACCAAUGGCAUUUGGUCAGUGGAAGCAAGGAUAAAAACGUUAAGGCCUGGAGUAUGAUUGGAAAAUUUAGUGAAUGCUUAAUGACGCUCAAACAUCCAAAGGAAGUGCUGUGUCUGCAAUUCCUUUAUCUGCGCGUGAUCAGUGGAUGUCGUGAUGGAAAGAUCCGAAUUUUCGACCUAUCCAGUGGUACCUGUCUAAGAGUAAUGAGAGCAACUGGCCAUGGUGAUCCAGUGCUAUCCCUACACCAUGCUAGAGAUACGAUAGUAAUAAACACUGUGUCCAGUGUGGUGAAAUUUCAGUUUGAGGAGAUUACAUGGGAUUACACGGCACCAGCAGCAUUUGAAACUUUAGCGCUAUAUGACAAAUUUAAAAUGGCACCACUGAGGAAACAACCGUAUAGUUAUAUCCGUGCUCAGCGCAUGAGAAGAAUCGGUUCAACCAAUGAAAAGAUCUACCAUAGACAGGAAAAUCUUUCAGAAGAGGGCCUGUUCCACCAUGCACGCUUCUUGUCAACCAGGUGCAUGCAGGCAGCACGAAGGAUUCAAUCGAGUUCUCAAUAUCGGUAUUCAACUGCACCGCACAUUGACCUGCAGUCAGAAACACCUUCAAAACCACCCUUGAGGAGCCCAGCGAUGCUCAGCCAAGAGAGCUACAGAACAGAUGCACCAUCCAGAAUUUUGUACGGUAAAAGGUCUGACUCCUUGUCAAAAGCUUCUAGAUUUCUGUCAGCCAGUGAACAGAAUUCAUUAAAGCGCAUUAAAAGACAUCGACUCUAUAGGCCAAGAACCUCAGAGCAGAUUUACUUGACUGUCGGUGCGAUCCACAAUUCCCUCAGAUUUGAUGAAACAUCAAUAAACACUCUGUACAACAAUUCACUUGCGGAGGACUGGGGUAGGUUCUUAUGUCCUCUUGAAGACGCUGGGAUAAAGCUCCCUAAAACAGCAAAAAAGAAGCCCAAAGUCAAAAUCAGCAACGUUGUUGAUGCUGUUGAACCAACAGACGACUGUGUUGAUGUCAAAACACUCAUGGCUCCUUUUGAGUCACAAGGACAAAAAUCUAAAGAGAAAUAUACAUUUCACGGUUUCGACAUGUGUUUUACAACAAAAUCAAUGAUAAAACGAUCAAAAUCAACACUAGGCUUUGUAGAUCCCAUCAAGUUUAUAGAUGAAAAGAAUAGACCCCAAUCUGCAAUUGAAGAUAUGAAAAAGAGUAGGAGCAAUAUAACAAUUGGCUCCAAUAUAGGAUAUCAAGACAAAGCUGUCCUAAGUUCUACUGCGAUACCCACGAUAGAUUCCAAAUUGAAGUUACAGCAAACCGUUAGCAUGAAUCCAUAUCGAAUCAAUAGUGGCUUCAAUCUUUGGACAACAAAGCAACUAAAGGAGAAUGCAGAAAAAGUAAUCAUGGAACACAAUGUUUACCAGCAAAGAAAAAAACAGGAAGAGCACAUAGCUAGACGGAAGGCUUGGUUAAAGAAAGGUCAGGGAACAGAACUUGGGCCUGAUUUGCGUAAAUGAGCUGAUGAAAUCUCAUGUUAGAAAGCAGUUCGUAUAUACAGUAAUAUAUUGAGUAAUGGUUUAAUAAAUCUUUUGCCUGCUGUACAGAUAAUGUUAUACAUGUGUUUGUGCGUGUCAACUAAGAUGUAUAAAUGGUCAUAAAGCAUUUAGUGUCUGAAAGCAGG